UUUUCAAUCAUUUCGUUUGCACAUGGCUGUGUUGUGAUUUUGCUGAUAUCCGAGUGCACCCAAAGUUCAUUUAUUUUUAUUGUAAAACAAGUAAAAUUAAUCAUCAGAAUGCCGAAAGUUCGUGCAGAAAAGAAAUCCCGUGUCCACACCGAUGUGGCCAAACAAGGUAUCGUCUUCAACAAGGACUUCGGUCAACACAUUCUGAAGAAUCCCCUCAUAGUCACAUCGAUGCUGGAUAAGGCCGGACUUCGACCAACGGAUGUGGUGCUGGAAAUCGGUCCCGGUACCGGUAACAUGACGGUUAAGCUGUUGGAAAAGGUCAAAAAGGUAGUCGCUUGUGAAAUCGAUCCCCGACUGGUGGCGGAACUGCAGAAGCGUGUCCAGGGCACACCGAUGCAAUCUAAACUACAGAUCCUGAUAGGAGACGUCCUAAAAGCGGAUUUACCAUUUUUCGACUGUUGUGUUGCCAACAUGCCCUACCAGAUCAGUUCACCGUUCGUUUUCAAACUGCUGCUGCACAGACCGUUCUUCCGUUGUGCGGUGCUCAUGUUCCAGUUGGAAUUUGCUCAACGAUUGGUAGCCAAACCGGGAGACAAGCUGUACUGCAGACUGAGCGUUAACACGCAGCUAUUGGCGCGGGUCGACAUGCUGAUGAAGGUGGGAAAGAACAAUUUCCGGCCACCGCCCAAAGUGGAGAGCAGUGUGGUCCGGAUCGAGCCGAGAAAUCCUCCGCCACCGAUCAACUACACCGAGUGGGAUGGCCUAACGAGGAUAGCUUUUCUGCGCAAGAACAAGACCCUGGCUGCGGCUUUCAAACAGACCUCGGUCAUGACAGCACUGGAGCAGAAUUUCAAAAUGCAAUGCUCGCUGAAAAACCAAGACGUACCAGAGGGCUUUAGCAUUAAAGACAAGGUGGAAGGCAUCCUGGCAAAGAUCGACGCUGGCAGCAAACGAGCUCGGACCAUGGACACUGACGAUUUUAUGGCCGUUCUUCAUGCGUUCAAUUCUGAAGGCAUUCAUUUCAGUUAAUCGGAAAUUUUCUCUAGGAAUGAUUCAAUGGGUAUUCCAAUACCUACCAUAAGCUACGAUUUGUUAUACAUACAAGAAGAGUAAUAAACUUUCAUUUAUUUAAACCGAUAAAA
Messenger RNA from Aedes albopictus (Asian tiger mosquito), 1142 nucleotides. Its product is annotated as probable dimethyladenosine transferase. The record is from RefSeq and is a predicted model, not a curated record. Bases 109 to 1029 code for a protein of 306 amino acids. Gene Ontology annotation, molecular function: rRNA (adenine-N6,N6-)-dimethyltransferase activity. NCBI's taxonomy places the organism in Eukaryota, Metazoa, Arthropoda, Insecta, Diptera, Culicidae. The transcript is spliced from 2 exons. Gene Ontology annotation, cellular component: nucleolus. Gene Ontology annotation, biological process: rRNA methylation.